Molecule: messenger RNA, 3125 nt
Organism: Epinephelus fuscoguttatus (brown-marbled grouper)
Lineage: Eukaryota; Metazoa; Chordata; Actinopteri; Perciformes; Serranidae
Gene: stx6
Product: syntaxin 6
Exons: 8
Coding region: 154-921 (255 amino acids)
Biological process (GO): vesicle fusion; Golgi vesicle transport; intracellular protein transport
Cellular component (GO): SNARE complex; endomembrane system; synaptic vesicle membrane
Molecular function (GO): SNARE binding; SNAP receptor activity
Source: RefSeq, a predicted model, not a curated record
CUGCGGAAGCCGCUGCUGCAUGUAAACAAAGCGGAGUUAGCAGCAGCUGCUCUGAUGGACACAGACCGACCUUAAUCGGAUAGCCGGUGACUGAGGUUCGGUUUGUUCGUGUGUGUGAUGGAGCUCCGCGGUGACUGAACCGGAACCGGCAACAUGUCCAUGGAAGACCCGUUCUUCGUCGUCAAAGGUGAGGUGCAGAAGGCAGUGAAUGCAGCCCAGAGCCUCCAUCACAGAUGGCGUGAGCUGCUGCAGGAGGGGGGCGGAGCCUCCAAGGAGGAAAUGGACUGGACGACCAAUGAGCUGAGGAAUAGUCUGCGCUCCAUCGAGUGGGACCUGGAGGACCUUGACGAGACCAUCAGCAUCGUUGAGUCCAACCCAAAGAAGUUCAACCUGGACGCAGCCGAGCUGUCGAAGAGGAAAGCCUUCAUCACCAGCACCAGACACACUGUUAAGGAAAUGAAAGACCAGAUGUCGAGUCCAGCUGCUGCCUCAGUAGACAGAAAGAACAAACAGGUUCUGCUCGGUGAGCGUGGUGCUCAGGGUCCGAUCUGGCAGCCUGGUCCUGAUAAAUACAGCAGACUGGACCGUCAACUGCAGAACGCCAACUCGCAGUUUAUAGAGGAGCAGCAGGCCCAGCAGCAGCUGAUGACGGAGCAGCAGGAUGAACAGCUGGAGCUUGUAUCAGGAACAAUUGGAGUCCUGAAGAACAUGUCGGAGAGGAUCGGCAUGGAGCUGGAUGAACAGGCCGUGAUGCUGGAUGACUUCACUCAUGAGGUGGACAACACUCAGUCCAGGUUGGACAACGUCAUGAAGAAACUGGCCAAAGUGUCUCACAUGACCAGCGAUCGUCGUCAGUGGUGUGCGAUCGGAGUGUUGCUCGCAAUUCUCUUCGUUGUCAUCCUUCUCUUCUUCAUCCUGUGAUUGAUGCCUCCCUUCUGUCAGCACGGAGUACGUCUUAAAUCUGCAUCUACUGGACCCUACCGGACUCUACUGAGCUCUUCUGGACCCUACCGGACUCUACUGAACUCUUCUAGACCCUACUGGACUCUACUGAACUCUUCUUGACCCUACCCGACUCUACUAAACUCUUCUGGACCCUACCGGACUCUACUGAACUCUUCUGGACCCUACCAGACUCUGCUGAACUCUUCUGAACUCUACUGGACUCUGAUGGCUCACUUUGUGUGAAACCAUGAAACAAAAGCAGAAACAGUUCAGUCCAGUAAAGUCCUGGUCCUGAAGCAGCUGGACUGAAGGCACUUCGGACGACCAUUCUGGGAUUUAAAGGUUUUAAUCAAUGACCCAUGUCAUACUAAGGGCAGGUAACACACCUGAGGACAGGUAACACCUGAGGACAGGUAACACACCUGAGGGGCCAAUCAGGCUUCGGGAGAAAUAGAAAGAGACUGAAGCUUUAAUGUAGUUUAACAUCAACACAAUCUUCAGAUUAGUCCCAGUUUAAUCCCAGUUUUAUUCCAGUUUCAUCCCAGUGUAACUCCAGUGUAAUCCCAGUUAAAAUCCAGUUUGAUACCAGUUUAAUGCCAGUUUAAAUCAAGUUUAAUCCUAGUUAAAUCCCAGUUUAAUACCCAGAUUUAUACCCAGAUUUAUCCCAGUUCCCUGUUCAAUCCUAGUUCAACUCCAGUUCAAACCCAGUUUAAUCCCAGUUUAACUUCAUCUUUUUUUUUAAUGUGCAAAAUAAAAUUAAAUAAGCAAGUUUAUUGACUUUUUAAAUCUGGAAAUCAGUCUCUUUGUACCAGUUACCACUGGACCCUGCUGGACUAUACUGGACUCUGCUGGACUGUAAAGGCACUUCGGUUCUUUGAGUGUUAGACUGUUAGAGGUCAAAGGUCAAACCAGUUACAAACAUGUUAAAUGUGUUUUAAUGUUUGUUUUAUUUUAAGGGCUGAACAUCACCAUUUAACUACAGUUUAAUCCCAGUUUUACUUCAGUUUAGUUCCAGUUUAAUCCUAGUUUCACUCCAGUUUAAUCCCAGUGUAACUCCAGUGUAAUCCCAGUUUAACUCCAGUUAAUUCCAGUUUAACUCCAUUUUAACUCCAGUGUAAUCCCAGUCUAACUCCAGUUAACCCCAGUUUAACUCCAGUUUAAUCCCAGUGUAAUCCCAGUUUAAAGUACGGGUGAUGUAAAGUCAGAGGUCUGUUUCUGAGCAUGUUAAUGAUGCGUGAACUGGAUCAAACUGGUUUUCACGGUUUCUGUGUUUCUGAGUCUGUGGGCGGAGCUAAAAUGAUCCCACCCACCUGACCCCUCUGUGGGCGGGGUUCAUUGUCUCAGUGAAUUAUUUGAGUCAUUAUCAUAAAUCCGCCUCCGCACGAUAUAAUCACUACAGCAGGUAGCAUCACUUCUUCAGUCCGAGUUACAGCGCUCAUCGUUACAUUGUUUUUCUGUCACUUGACAAACUCAGAAAACCUGGAUUUUAAAUAAACAUCAAUCAAUCAAUUCAAUCAAUCAAUUUUAUUUAUAAAGCCCAAUAUCACAAAUCACAAUUUGCCUCACAGGGCUUUACAGCAUACGACAUCCCUCUGUCCUUAAGACCCUCACAGCGGAUAAGGAAAAACUCCCCAAAAAAACCCUUUAACGGGGAAAAAACGGUAGAAACCUCAGGAAGAGCAACUGAGGAGGGAUCCCUGAGUCUGGAUGUUAAUCACAGUUUAACUCCAGUUUAACUUUGAUGUAAUUCAGGGUUCUGGUCGGAGUUUGUUUCUUAGGGCGGGGUUUGUGAUUGUGGAAAAUAACACUAAACUUUAUGUUUUUGUUUACAGUUUGUGUUUGUUUUACUGACUGAAUAUUUUUGUUUUGAUGUUGUUUUCCUGAACUGUUUAUUUUACUGCUUUUAUUUUGAAGUCCUGAAUCAGCACAUUGAUCAGUGGGAACUUCCUGCUGCAGCUGCUUCACAAUAAAGGCUUUUCACCAGUGAAACUCUGGAAGGCUUUUACUGUGAAGCAGCUGCAGGAAGUGCAUCCUGAAGGUUAGCGUCCGUUUGAUCCGGUGACAGCAGCCAAUCACAUCAGAGUUAUGGUACGCGUGGCAGUGAAACGUCACAGUGAUGACACGUAUUUCCUGUUAAAGACACAGUGUUCAGAGCUCAUCCAAUAAAAAUCUAUAUCAGA